This is a messenger RNA of Somion occarium, 2411 nucleotides long. The record is from the annotation of a GenBank genome assembly. NCBI's taxonomy places the organism in Eukaryota, Fungi, Basidiomycota, Agaricomycetes, Polyporales, Cerrenaceae.
GGGGUGUGAUAGCGAUCCAGUCAAGCUUCAACUAUAUUCUUUGCUAACCUCAUACCCUCAUCUGCUAAAACAAAACAUCCACGCCUCAUCUCAGAACCUUCACAGUCUUUCUUACCCAGGUUUGAUUGUCUGCCCUCCUUUUAACUCGCACACGAUCUGACAGGGGAUCAGACCAGAGACUUGCCAUGGAUCCAGGAUUCUCUGUGGACGAGAUUGCACCGAUUGCCAUUCUCAUGGAUGAGCUUCGGUCAGAAGAUGUGCAACUACGACUCAACGCUAUUCAUCGCGUCUCCACCAUCGCCCUUGCCCUUGGACCUGACCGAGCCCGGGAUGAGCUUAUACCCUUUCUUCAAGAUUCCAUAGACGAUGAGGAUGAGGUUCUGCUGGCACUGGCGGAGGAGUUGGGAAGGAACUUUGAGGAAUAUAUUGGUGGACCCGAAUACGCACAUUUGCUUCUGGGGCCCCUAGAGAAUCUCUCCGCUGUAGAAGAAACGCUUGUCAGGGACAAGGCCGCCGAGUCAAUCACCAAAGUUGCAGCUGUCAUGAGCCAGCCGCAAAUCGAACAAUAUUAUAUUCCCCUUCUCCAAAGGUUGUCGAAGGGGGAGUGGUUUACCUCACGAACGUCUGCUUGUGCGCUAUAUGCUGCAGUGUAUGAUCGUGUUUCACCCCCCAUCCAGGACGAGCUUCGCAGAGGGUAUGCACAGCUGGGAUCUGAUGAUACACCGAUGGUUAGACGAGCGGCGUCCAGAUGGCUUGGUUCUUUGAUCAAGAAGUUCGCGAAACAACAUGUCCUAUCUGAUGGCCUGAGCAUUUACCGCAAAUUGCAAUCAGACGACCAGGACUCCGUCCGCCUCCUGACGGUCGAAGAUCUCAUCGCUAUCGUGCAGGCGUUGUCUCCGCCAGAAAUCAAGGAGCAGCUUUUGAAACAAAUUAGGCAGACAGUGUCGGACAAGAGUUGGCGAGUAAGGUACAUGGUUGGACAGCACUUCAACGAGCUGGCCGAAGCCGUUGGGCAGGAGUUGGUAAGGGAAGAGCUUGUUGGACAUUAUGUCCAGCUACUGAAGGACAAUGAAGCCGAAGUUCGCAGUGCUGCCGCCACUCAAAUACCUGGCUUUUCUAAGCUUCUUGAGAAGGAGAUUAUUUUGGCGCGGAUUGUUCCAUGUGUGCGGGACCUCUGUCAGGAUAAUUCGCAGCAUGUCCGAGCCGCACUUGCGAACCAAAUUAGCGGGCUCGCGCCACUGUUGGGACGCGAUGCUACGAUCGAGCACCUUUUGCCUCUUUUCCUGCACUUGCUCAAGGACGAGUUCCCUGAGGUGCGGCUGAAUAUCAUCAGCAAGUUAGAACAAGUCAACACUGUCAUCGGGAUUGAUCUUCUGUCCGAGAGUCUUCUCCCGGCCAUCAUCGAAUUGGCAGAGGACAAAUCCUGGAGAGUCCGGCAGGCCAUCAUUGAAUACAUCCCCCUUCUUGCCACCCAACUCGGAAAAUCUUUCUUCGAUGAGCAGUUGGGCAACCUGUGUAUGUCAUGGUUGGGUGACAAUGUCUUCAGCAUCCGAGAAGCCGCAACCGUCAAUCUCAAGAAGCUCACUGAGGUGUUCGGCGUUGAGUGGGCGAAGGUGCAGAUUGUGCCGAAAGUGGUCGGAAUGGGUCAACACCCGAACUAUCUUCUCCGUAUGACAACUGUUCAAGCAAUAUCAACCAUCGCCCCUUCCCUGACUCUUGACAUUGUCAGCGGUGAUAUACUGGACACAUUGUUGCAGCUGGCUCAAGAUCCCAUCCCGAAUAUCCGUUUCAACGUUGCUAAGUCACUCGAGGUGCUGGCGUUAACGUUUGGGACCACGGCAGAAGGUCGGCAAUUGAUUGUGCAAAGAGUCGUUCCCGUCCUUGAAGCGCAGAAAAGCGACCCUGAUGCAGAUGUCCGUUACUUUGCUUCGAAGGCAUUACAGAAAGCCCAUGCUGUGGAGGCCGGAGCUUGAGUUGGAGAUUAUGGUUUGCUUGAUAGAGGAUGCGUUCAUAGCUGUCCGAUUUUCUGUUGGGACGGCUUUUCUACCAUCUUAAUAAGUUUGUAGUGUAUAAAGAUUCAAGAUUUCUUUUUCCCUAUUUUUGGUCCACGGCGACCUUUGCAGGCUGUCCUGAUGAUACCAGUCGAGGCCGAUCGAGGCACUCUGUAUUUUCCGUUCCUCAAUAUGCAGUUCCUAUCAGAGAGAAUUUGUGGUGGACGACCGGACAUCUUGUGGUUCUAGCUUAUACAACAUUUCCAGAAUCCGAGGUAGCCAUGGCGAUCAGUACACUCCAACUUCUGUGCCUUUUAGUGUGUCUUUCCUCCUUGUCGGAGACCUCCAAUCGCGUACUAACUUUUGUGUUGCGACAAAAAAACAUUUAUGACCCACGGCGUCUCCAACUUAUCUCCGGCG